Molecule: messenger RNA, 1533 nt
Organism: Dromaius novaehollandiae (emu)
Lineage: Eukaryota; Metazoa; Chordata; Aves; Casuariiformes; Dromaiidae
Gene: GPR82
Product: G protein-coupled receptor 82
Exons: 2
Coding region: 388-1458 (356 amino acids)
Biological process (GO): G protein-coupled receptor signaling pathway
Cellular component (GO): membrane
Molecular function (GO): G protein-coupled receptor activity
Source: RefSeq, a predicted model, not a curated record
AAGCACUGUAAGCUACUUCUGUGCCAUAGCUUCAUAAGCAAAAGGCUGUUACAAACACUCUUCCACACUAUCUCCUUCUCUUUAUUCUUCUAAUGGAGUCACAUCUGGAUCUAAUUUCAAAGUCCUUGUUGAGCAGACCACAUCUUUUGGUUUGAACUCUAAAUGCUUAGCUGCUUGUUGACUCUGUAAAUGAAAGGUGUAAAUCCUGAAAACCUACCUACGAUGGACAGAUACUUUUCUUAACUGUACUUUCCAGAUUUAAAUAAAUAUCAUCCUUUUCAUUGCAGCAGCGGAGACAAAGGAAGAGCUUCAAACAGAAAUACUUCCUCUCUGCAAAGGAAGGUGCUGUUAUAGCUCUGACCAUUCAUUCAAGGAAAACUGGCAUAAAUGAGAAAUUCAACAUGUCUUCAGCCAUCGCUAGCUACUACUGUAGCUCUACCAGUCAUCUACUCUUUCCUAUUUACUACCGGCAGUUUUGGAAAUAUUCUCUCUGCCUGGAUACUUUCAAGGCAAACAUCUACAAAAAGAACACAAUACAUGUACCUGGCAAAUCUUGUCGCUGCAAAUUUACUUAUAUGUAGUACUAUGCCUUUUCUGGCUGCCUACUUUGCAAGUGGGUAUCAAUGGACAUAUGAUUCUGCAAUGUGUAGAAUAGCAAAUCACCUUGGAACUCUCAUUAUGCACGUCAGCAUGUAUGUAACCAUUACAAUUUUAUGUUCGAUUGCUCUAAGUCAGUAUGCAACACUGAAGAAAAGUAAUGACAUCACACAAUACUCUCAAACAGUUAAUGAGAGCUUUUACAGAUGUGUACUCGAAAAGUUUCGUCAGCCAAAAUUUGCUAAACACUUGUGUAUCACUAUAUGGCUUACUGUGGUGUGCGUAACUGUAAUAGCUAUAACAUAUGAUGCUGAGGUAAAGCCUUUGCAAAAAUUUCACAAAUGCUAUAAUAUCAAGGUAGAAGCUGGUGAAUACACCACAAAGAUUGCAGCUUCUGUUGCUACUGCAUGUUUUUUUGCAUCUUUUAUAACAGUAUUGAUGUCAUACUAUUCGCUUACCAGACAUCUGAGUAAAAUACAAAAAAACACCUGCAUUGGAAAGAAACAUCUAAUUUAUAAAACAGUCAAAAGAAACAUUCUUGUCAUCCAGAUAAUAUUAACUGUCUGCUUUCUUCCAUAUCACAUUUUUAGGCCAGUUUUUUAUGUUCUGCUUACAAAUAAAGACUGUCAAAGGUUAAACUAUCUAGUGGAAAUUAAGAAUUUCCUUACUUGCCUCGCUGCUGCUAAGAGUAGCUUAGAUCCACUUAUAACCCUUUUUAUAGAUAAAAGAUUUAAGAAAAGUCUGUAUGGCCUGUUUAGAAAAUCCACAUCAAAACACCACAAACGUACAGCUGAUAUUUUUACUGACGAGACCUCCCCAAAUAGGAAGAAAGAUGGAAAGAUGUCAGUGGAAUAUAACUAACAAUAAACUCAUUUUAACUAUCUAUUACAAGACUUCUAUGUGAAAUAAGUACUUAAAUAAAAUGAUAAAAUAUUA